Mobula hypostoma (lesser devil ray) is the source of this 1308-nucleotide messenger RNA. RefSeq names its product DnaJ (Hsp40) homolog, subfamily C, member 9 (gene dnajc9). Gene Ontology annotation, molecular function: heat shock protein binding. The coding region runs from base 166 to 945 and encodes 259 amino acids. The record is from RefSeq and is a predicted model, not a curated record. The transcript is spliced from 6 exons. NCBI's taxonomy places the organism in Eukaryota, Metazoa, Chordata, Chondrichthyes, Myliobatiformes, Myliobatidae. Gene Ontology annotation, cellular component: cytoplasm; nucleus.
GGUCCGGUGGCGUUCGGGGUUUGACCGGGUGGCGGGGGGAAUGGCUGCGGUGUGAGGGCCGAGGACGGCGCCUGUGCGAUACGACGUGAUGUGUUGAAGGUGGGAAGUUGAUGACCAACUGUGGCCGGGCCUGACCUCCCCCGGGUGCCUGAAACUAGCUUGGCUAUGGGGUUCCUGGAACAGUGUGAGGAGGUGUUUGGUACCUCAGACCUGUAUCAAGUGUUGGGCGUUAAGACAGGGGCCUCGGAGGGAGAGAUCCGGAGGGGAUAUCGGAAGAUUUCUCUCCAGGUUCAUCCUGAUCGAGUUACAGAGGCGGAGAAGGAAGCAGCCACUCAGAAGUUCCAGAUCCUGGGUAAAGCUUACACUGUUCUGAGCGACAAGGAGCAGCGUGCAGUGUAUGAUGAGCAAGGUAUAGUGGAUGAUGAAGCAGAUGCCUUAACACAGGAUCGUGACUGGGAAGCUUAUUGGAGACUUCUGUUUAAAAAGAUUACAUUUGAUGAUAUUAAGAACUUUGAAGACAAGUACAAAGGAUCUGAAGAGGAGAUGACGGAUAUAAAACAGGCAUAUAUGGAAUUUAAGGGGGACAUGGACUGCAUCAUGGAGUCGGUGUUAUGUGCAACGAUUGGGGAUGAACCACGGAUACGAGAAGUCCUAGAGAGUGCCAUCAAAGCACAAGAGCUUCCAGCAUACGCUGCAUUUACCAAAGAGAGCAAAAGUAAACAGAGAGCACGCAAGAGGCAGGGUGACAGGGAAGCUAAAGAAGCAGAAGCAGCGAGACUGGAAUUGGGGCUGGAGGAUGGGGAUGACUCCCUCAAAGCACUGAUCCAGAAGAAGCAGAAGGACCGAGAGAAGGAAAUGAACAGUUUCUUGGCUGCAAUGGAGGCCAAAUACUGUGGAAAGUCCGCAAAAGGUGGGAAAAAAGCUACCAAAAAAGGGAAGAAAUAAAAAAUCAUCUGUGAUAAUGCCCUACCUUCAGAUGGAACGACAGUAGUCCAGUAGUCUCAGAGUUCUGGAAUGAGAAGAGCUGGUAUUGCUAUGAUGACUUUAGUUGUCUGCCUUGAACAACUCAUGUACUCUGACUUUUUUUCCUGAGAGUUACUGUUCCCACUAACCUUGUUAUAUAGUCCAUGCUGAACUGUUCUCCCUCCACAGUGCAUCUAUUGAGAUGUAAAGGGAGAGGAAUCCUGAUCAAAUGGUUGUGUUUUGUAGUAAUAUGUUUCCAGGAAAUAGUCACUUUUGGAUGCAACCAUUAUUUAAAUGACAAUUCUGUGUUGAUAACAUUAUAAUGAAAUACAAAAUACUUAAUUA